Messenger RNA from Manduca sexta (tobacco hornworm), 2979 nucleotides. It is a transcript of the gene Pgm1, whose product is annotated as phosphoglucomutase. The record is from RefSeq and is a predicted model, not a curated record. Gene Ontology annotation, molecular function: magnesium ion binding; phosphoglucomutase activity. The coding region runs from base 150 to 1823 and encodes 557 amino acids. Gene Ontology annotation, cellular component: cytosol. Gene Ontology annotation, biological process: carbohydrate metabolic process. NCBI's taxonomy places the organism in Eukaryota, Metazoa, Arthropoda, Insecta, Lepidoptera, Sphingidae. The transcript has 10 exons.
UAUUAUGCCACAGCUGAUUGGAGGUUGAAACACUUCGUAGUUCCUACGAACUCAUUGACCUUAGUAUAAAGAUAAAUGGACGUAUUUGUUUAAAGCAUCUCGCUCCGAUAACACAUACGAGCUGCUAGAACCUUCGUCCAUUCAUAAAAAUGAAUGCAAUCACAGUAAACACUACGCCUUAUGAGGGCCAAAAGCCGGGUACUAGCGGGUUGCGUAAAAAAGUUAAGGUCUUCCUUCAAGAAAACUACACAGAAAACUUUAUCCAGUGUAUCUUAGACGCCAAUAAGGGCGCCGUCGAGGGAUGCGCGCUCGUGGUUGGGGGAGAUGGAAGAUAUCUUGUGAAGGAAGUUGUUGAUAAAAUAAUUAAAAUCUGCGCCGCUAAUGGGGUUGCAAAAUUACUUGUGGGACAAAAUGGUAUACUAUCAACACCAGCGGUGUCCUGCAUCAUCAGGAAAUAUAAAACACUUGGCGGCAUCGUCCUCACCGCGUCUCACAACCCGGGCGGCAUCAACAACGAUUUCGGCAUCAAGUUCAACUGCAGUAACGGUGGCCCGGCGCCGGACGGCACCACCAACGACAUCUACAAGCUGACCACCGCCAUCACGCAGUACAAGAUCGUGCCCGACCUCUCCUGCCCCUUGAAUAGCGUCGGCAUUUAUGACUUUACGGUUGACGGCCGCCCCUUCGAGGUGCAAGUGAUCGAUUCAGUGAACGACUACGUGGCGUACAUGAAGGAGAUAUUCGACUUCGGCAAGAUCAGGCAGCUCAUCCAGGGUUCCGAGGCCAGGAAGCCGUUUAACGUGCUCAUCGAUGCUAUGCAUGGAGUAACGGGACCAUAUGUGAAACGCAUAUUCCUGGAGGAACUAGGUGCUUCUGAGAAGAAUGUGCGCCGGAUCAAUCCGCUCGAGGACUUUGGUGGAGCCCAUCCGGACCCUAACUUGACGUAUGCUGCUGACCUGGUGAAUGCGGUUAAAGGCGGGGACUACGACUUCGGCGCCGCUUUCGAUGGAGAUGGCGACCGCAACAUGAUAAUAGGUCGCGGCGCGUUCUUCGUGACGCCGUCGGACUCGCUGGCCGUGCUGGCGGCGCAGCUGCAGCACAUCCCGUACUUCAGCCGGGGCGUGCGCGGGUUCGCGCGCAGCAUGCCCACCGCCGCCGCCGUGGACCGCGUGGCCGCCGCCAGCGGCAAGGAGAUGUUCGAAGUGCCCACUGGUUGGAAAUACUUCGGGAACCUGAUGGACGCCGGGCGCCUGUCCCUCUGCGGCGAGGAGUCGUUCGGCACGGGCUCGGACCACGUGCGGGAGAAGGACGGCAUGUGGGCCGCACUCGCGUGGCUCUCUGUCCUCGCCGCCACCGGGCAGUCCGUGGAAAACAUACUCAAGGCGCACUGGGCCAAGUACGGGAGGAAUUACUUUACUAGAUACGACUACGAGGAAUGCGCGAGUGAUCCGUGCAAUGAGAUGAUGUCGGAGCUGGAGCGCAGCAUCACGGCGCCAGGGUUCGUCGGCUCGGAACACUCCGCCGGCGGGAAGACCUACCGCGUCAAACUAGCUGACAACUUCUCCUACAUGGACCCCAUCGACCAGAGCGUUGCUAUGAAACAGGGUCUCCGCAUAAUCUUCGAGGAUGGCUCCCGUAUCGUGUUGCGUUUGAGCGGCACCGGCAGCUCGGGGGCUACUGUCAGGCUGUACAUCGACUCGUACGAGGCUACAAACGUGUUAGGCGACGCACAGGAGAUGCUGCGCCCUCUAGUGGAUGUGGCGCUUAAAAUCUCCAAACUGCAACACUACACCGGACGCGACGCUCCCACCGUCAUCACGUAAAUACCCCACAGCUGGGCAGGGUAGAUGGCUUCACAAAAUAUUACGUGAAAUGAGGCAAAAAUAUCAGACCCCUUUGAAUGUGGCAAUAAACGGCGCGAAAGUCAGUGUCUUCAUUGUGAUUGGUCGAUAUACUUACAUGUGACUCGUGCGCAGGUCUCUCGACCAAUCACAAUCGUCAAUAAAAUUCACGGACCUUCGUGUUCUGUUUGUUAUGCCACAAGCUAGAGGGGAUGUUAUUUCUUCUUUUUAGAAAAAAAACAAAACAAAAUCUAACCUCAGUUCUGUUUUAAAAGCCUUUUUGUAAAUGAAAUCCAGCUUAUUUUAACGUUGUCUUUGAAAAAUAUAGGUAAAUUUUUAAACAAAAAAUAAAAAUUCUUUUAUAAUUUGGUUCUUAUAGUUUUUGUUUAAAUUAGCAACAUUUCAAGUCGAUGUUCGUCACAAUAAUUUAAAAAAAAGUUGCAUCACUUUUUAUUAAAUCUUGUUCAUAGAUUUUAUCUUUAUCGUAUUCUUUCAGUUUUAGAUACUGUGUUAAGCCAAACAUCAAAGUACCCUAUCACGUAAGUUAAUAUAAAUAUAUUUAUUACUAUAAAUCCUAUGUCUCGUAUUUUUCUCAAUGAAUAUGUGUAAAGAUGUUUGUUUUUAAAAGUAAGUAUCUUGUAAUAAAAAAAUCAAUUUAUUAAAAUGACAAAAAUGUACAAAAAACUGUAAUGAUCGCUUGUUAGAAAGUGCUUCCAAUUUUACAUCAAAGGUAUAUUUGUAUACUUAUCGAAUUAAUAUCUAUAAAUGGCCCAAUGGGUUUGUAAUAUUGUAUUUUUAUGUGUUUAUGGAAUGUUGUAACUAUUUAUGUGCCAGCAAAUAUUUAAUGUAAGAAAUUUACACCUUGUUAUAUUUUUGAAGUUAUAAAAAUGUUUUGAAUGUAAAUACGUAAUAAGUCAAAGUCCGUGGGGGUCAUGGGCCCCAGAGGCUAAUAUGAAAUUAAGUUUGGGGAGUAUCUGUUACUAUUUUUAUAAUUUGUAUAUGAAAAUGAAUUAGAAAUUGUAUUUUAUAUGUAUAAUUAGGGUUAUUGUCCACGUCUAUAAUUUAUAUUUUAAGCUGCUAUCAAAGAUUUGUAUGUGUAAUAAAAGUUUGGUUUAAGAAAUAAAAAUAUUUAAAUACA